Messenger RNA from Ictalurus furcatus (blue catfish), 2611 nucleotides. It is a transcript of the gene chtf8, whose product is annotated as CTF8, chromosome transmission fidelity factor 8 homolog (S. cerevisiae). NCBI's taxonomy places the organism in Eukaryota, Metazoa, Chordata, Actinopteri, Siluriformes, Ictaluridae. Gene Ontology annotation, biological process: mitotic sister chromatid cohesion. The record is from RefSeq and is a predicted model, not a curated record. Gene Ontology annotation, cellular component: Ctf18 RFC-like complex. The transcript has 3 exons. Bases 357 to 731 code for a protein of 124 amino acids.
CUCGGUGUUCCACUGCUGCCCUCUCGUGGUGAAAAUAGCGUACUGUUGGCUUUUAUUCUGAAAUUACAGGAAGGCUCACGGAAGGAAAAUCCGAGCAAAUGCUCGACCUGGCGGGAAGCUUGAGGGCGAAGAAUAGUUUAAACUGACAGCGUUAUGUUGGUUGGUUUGUAGAGUGGUUGUCGAACUUUUCGUUUCUUUAUUAAACACGAGAGAACUACCAAAAGAAAGAUAACCUCAAUCAUUUUUCUGACCGAUGUCUUCAUCAUAGCAGCUGUUUGGUCUGCAUUACUCUCACACAUUGAGACUGAACUGCAGCCUGUUUUGUUCUUCUCGUGUUUUCAUAAAGCAGUUCUAACAUGGUUCAAAUAAUCAUCUCAAGUAAAAGCGGAGAGUCUCCUGGAGAGUGGCUGCUUGUGGAGUUACAGGGUGAGACGGUGUCACGACAUGACACUGGACUGGCUGGAAAUCUUAUGGGGGACCUGCACUACACCAAAGAGGGUGUACCAGUACUGAUUGUGGGACAUCACAUCCUGUAUGGGAAACAGGUCAAACUGGAGAAACCUUUUGCUGUCCUGAUGAAGCACUCUGGCCUCCCGCAGGAGGAUGAGGUAGCCAUGGAAACUGGCCAGGAGAAGCCUACCUCCUACACUGUCUCUGCUAUUAUCAAAAAGAAGCUGAUCUUUAAAACGCGUCCUAAACCUAUCAUUACUAACGUGCCAAAGAAGGUUUAAUGGCCAAAACAUAUAUACUGAGGGCAUUCAUGGUGUCAAUUACCCUCACUUUCUUAAGUACAACAGUUUCAGAAAAUGUGGUCUUAAAAUCUUUCCAAAUGAUACGUUUUGAAUACAAGACUGUUCUGUGAGGUUUCGAUAGAUGUGAAAUAUUGAAAUUGGACUGCUGGCAUUCUUUUGGGGCAAAUCCUAUUUGGAUAUGUGUGAUGUUUUGGACCAUCAGUGUAAAAAUAGACGUGACGCAGGUACGUUUUCUAGGACAAAGAAUGAUCAGAGUCAGAGAAAAAGUUUAUUUUCAUAAAAACAAUUUGCAGGUGUUAUAAAGAUCUGCAAAAAUAAACAGUAAAUGUUGCAAUAUUGAUAUAAAACUUAAAAAAAAUUUUUUUUUUUACAUAUUUAACAAGUUGCACAAUAAAUGUAAAUGAGUUCAAACAGUAUGACUGGGGUUCUCAUGCAUUUACACAAUAUAUGAAAGGAAAGUUUAAUGGUGUACGUUGUUAUUAGCGUUGCACAGAAGUGUAGUGCAUAAUAGAACAGUUUACUAACCCAUAAUCAUUUACGACCCAAAUGUGUUGAAACUCACAAGACCUUCUAAAAUAGAUCACACUUUCUCUAACCAUUUAAACAACCUUCAUGAUGUGGUACUUAUUUUACAGGACUCACAAAAAUGCUAUUGUCUAUUUAUGAAAGAACUACAACACAAAAUGUGUGAUGUCAGUAUUUUUGCACUGGUUUAUAUUAGACAUGUACAGUAGAUAUUUAAAAUUAAAGAUUUAAAUAAGUUUUAAAUAUUUGGAACAAUUAGUGAAUUAUUAUUAAUCCUGCACACUGAAUGGGCAAAAAUUAAAUUUCAUGAUCCACUUUAUCUGAAUGACUGACUGUGACCUGAUCAGUGUCUACAUUCAGCAUUGUAUAUUUCAGUUGCAAUAACAUCCAGACUAUACAUAACAUCAUUAGCUAGCUCGUUGGGAAAGCUCCAAUGUGUUUUCCGUGUACUAUGCUUUGGUUGCCCUUAAACCUAAAUAACUAGGCUUAAAAAGUGGUAGCUAAAAUCAUUUAACUAGAGUGUUGCAAGUUAUUUAGUUAGUGAAUUAACUAGGGAUGUGCUUUGAGAUAAUGUUACUCAGAGACCAUUCUGUGGAUGCUGGAUGUGAGGGGGGAAAUACUGGUAAACUCUAUAUCAGCAGCUCACCAAAUGUAGACCACUACAUUUAAAAAAACAACAACAACAACAAAAAAAACAACGCUGGGACAAAAGCUGCUCAUCCUGGGCGCCCAGGCUUGUGAUUUGUCUAUUUCUGCUCCAUCAUUAUAGAAUGUCCUGCAAGCUUUAAUUUUGUUAAUAAACUCCAACUUGCCUAAUAAUGUCCCUUUCUAUAGUGAUUUGGAAAACUGUCCUGAAAAGCAUGUAGAAGUUUUAGUUAUUUACUUAAUUCCUACUCUACACAUUUUACACCUAAACCUCAUAUGUGCCCAUGAACAGUGUACACAUUAUAUGCAUAUUGGCUGUCUGUUACUCAAGAAUAAACCGUUGCACUGGAUGUUAGAAUGCCUUAACUCUGGAAUUGUCUUUAUAAGAAGCAGUUCUGCAGACAGCCAUUUCAUGGAUUCAUCAUUUCUCUGCUUAAAUUCUUUAGUGUACACCAUAACACACUACACAGAGAUUAUUCCUCCUCUCUGAGUGUGUUGUCAGAACAGGAGGUGGAUAUUGUGCUUAUGUAAUAAAUCAGUAAAUCCACAUGCUGGUAUUGGGAGAGUAAAAGGGGCAGAUUUUGGACAGUAAAUGUCCAAAAUCAUUAUAUUUAUUAUAACAUUGUAUCUGCUACUUUUGCAUUUGUGCAGACUCUAGGCAUACAGAGGGCAAAACGUAAAUGCAAAGC